UAAUGGUUUCCAUCCCUGAAUACUAUGAAGGAAAGAACGUCCUCCUGACAGGAGCUACAGGCUUCAUGGGAAAAGUGCUUCUGGAAAAGCUGCUCAGAUCUUGUCCUAAAGUGAAAGCAGUGUAUGUAUUGGUAAGACACAAAGCAGGGCAGACACCUGAAGCACGAAUAGAAGAAAUUACCAGCUGUAAGCUCUUUGACAGGUUGAGAGACGAGCAGCCAGACUUCAGAGCAAAAAUAAUAGUAAUUACGAGUGAACUUACACAGCCUGAACUGGACCUUAGUGAACCAAUCAAGGAAAAACUUAUAGAAUGCAUUAAUAUUAUAUUUCAUUGUGCUGCUACAGUCAGGUUCAAUGAAACACUAAGAGAUGCUGUUCAAGUAAACGUGACUGCCACACAACAGCUCCUCUUCUUGGCACAGCAAAUGAAGAAUCUGGAAGUGUUCAUGCACGUUUCGACUGCCUAUGCAUAUUGCAAUCGAAAACAGAUUGAGGAAAUAGUUUAUCCACCUCCUGUUGAUCCCAAGAAACUGAUAGAUUCUCUGGAGUGGAUGGAUGAUGGCCUAGUAAAUGAUAUUACUCCUAAACUAAUAGGCGACAGACCUAAUACUUACACAUAUACAAAAGCCUUAGCUGAAUAUAUGGUACAACAAGAAGGUGCAAAAUUAAACACAGCCAUUAUAAGACCAUCUAUUGUUGGUGCUAGCUGGAAGGAGCCUUUUCCUGGAUGGAUUGACAACUUCAAUGGACCUAGUGGUCUCUUCAUUGCUGCAGGAAAAGGAAUUCUUCGAACAAUGCGAGCUUCCAACAAUGCAGUAGCAGAUCUUGUACCAGUAGAUGUUGUCGUCAAUACGACACUGGCUGCAGCCUGGUAUUCUGGAGUUAAUAGACCAAGAAAUGUCAUGGUAUAUAACUGUACCACAGGUGGCACCAAUCCUUUCCACUGGGGUGAAGUUGAAUACCAUGUAAUUUCUACUUUCAAGAGGAAUCCUCUCGAGCAGGCCUUCAGACGGCCCAAUGUAAAUCUAACUUCCAAUCACCUUUUGUAUCAUUACUGGAUUGCUGUAAGCCAUAAGGCCCCAGCAUUCCUGUAUGAUAUCUACCUCAGGAUUACUGGAAGAAGCCCAAGGAUGAUGAAAACAAUAACACGUCUUCAUAAGGCCAUGAUGGUAUUAGAAUACUUUACAAGCAAUUCUUGGAUCUGGAAUACUGAAAAUAUGACUAUGCUAAUGAACCAGCUAAACCCUCAAGACAAAAAGACGUUUAAUUUUGAUGUUCGACAACUACAUUGGGCAGAAUACAUGGAAAAUUACUGCAUGGGAACAAAGAAAUAUGUGCUGAAUGAAGAGAUGUCUGGCCUCCCCGCAGCUAGGAAACACUUGAAUAAGUUAAGGAAUAUACGCUAUGGCUUCAACACAAUUCUUGUGAUCCUGAUCUGGCGUAUCUUUAUUGCAAGAUCACAAAUGGCAAGAAAUAUCUGGUACUUUGUGGUUAGUCUGUGUUACAAGUUCCUCUCCUACUUCAGAGCCUCCAGUACUAUGAGAUACUGAAGAAGAGAAUUUAGCAUUAGGACAUCUAUGCAUAUGGUGGUCUAACUGCACAAAGCCUGUAACAUGUAGUCAUCUCACAUUUUGUAAAAGCAUAAUUUCAUCUUAAAUUGGAGUGCAAAAUAUACAGUAUGGUAUAUGUAAUGUUAGUUGUGUAUCUUCUUGGAAACAGAGCAAAUAAAAUGGUCAAGUGCCAUGUUGAAUUGGCAUUAGACAAGCAAUUAAAUAACUUUGACCUGGAGAAAACAUUUUAGACCACUGACCAACGUAACUGUGCAAUUUGGAACGUGUUUGAUUGAAAUCUGC
Molecule: messenger RNA, 1853 nt
Organism: Balearica regulorum gibbericeps (East African grey crowned-crane)
Lineage: Eukaryota; Metazoa; Chordata; Aves; Gruiformes; Gruidae
Source: RefSeq, a predicted model, not a curated record